UGUUUAUCGGAGCUGCUCAGUGUCCUCAAUGCUUCAGUGCGAGUCACCUUUCAGCUGUCUUUUUCUCCAUACUCUUUUCUCCCUGAGCUGUGUUCUUCUUUUUCCUUCUUACUGGUUCAUUGAUCGCCUUCUGUCUUGUGUGGUUCUCACCAGCAGAGAGCGCUCUCAGGGUCCUGCCCUGAGGAUCCUUUCCCUGGUCCUCGGGGUUCCGUUCUUCCUGCUUCUUUUCCUUCUUUCACUGCCCUUAAGUGUUUUAGGUUUUGUGUUCUGGGCUCCUCUGCAUCGAGCUCGCCGUCCAUUCUGUUAUCAGCGACAUUUACAGACGCACAGCCCUCCAGAGAAGAUCCUUCAGGGUGACUGCUUGUUCAUCUUCAUCAGUGCUAAUCUCUGUCUCCUGCCGGAUGGCUUGGCACGUUUCAGUAACCUGAGUCACACACAACAUCGCACUUCUCUCAUUUCCAAGUUCCUGAGUCUUCCCGCAGAGCCGGUACAGACCAGUAGUGAAGACUCAUUGCCGAUUUGUAGCACAGAAGAUGUCCUGCCAAUACUUGAGACACCUGAUAAGAAGGAGCAAGUUAAACAUGGAGAAGGAGAUUUCCCUUUUGACGUUUCCUUGGUUUUUCCCCAAAAUGCUGAUUUUUUAUGCCUGCAGGAAGUGUUUGAUGGACGUGCGUCUCGUAAACUGCGACGCUGCCUUGCUCCUUCCUUUCCCCAUAUUUUGUAUGAUGUUGGUCCUUCAGGACCUCACAGUGGUGGCUUCAAGUUCUUUAACAGCGGAUUAUUCCUGGCCAGUCGACACCCACUUAUUAAUGCCAAGUACUAUUUCUAUCCCAAUGCUCGUGGGGAGGAUGCUCUGGCUUCCAAAGGACUGCUCUGUGUCAAGGUUCACAUUGGACUCACAGAACAGAAGCAAAGGAUUGUGGGAUAUAUAAACUGCACGCACUUGCAUGCUCCUGAAAGUGAUGCCACCAUACGUUGCGAUCAAAUGUCUUUCCUUCUUCAGUGGGUGUCUGACUUCCAGACUCAGCAUAGAGAAGACGGAGAACUUGUGGCUUUCGAUGUCCUCUGUGGGGAUCUGAACUUUGACAAUUGCUCUUCAGAUGACUGCUUAGAACAAAAGCACAAGUUAUUCUCUAUAUACAAGGAUCCGUGCAGAGACCGCGCAGGAAGAGAUCGGCCAGGAGCUGUUGGCACUCUGCUCAGACCGGAAUCCUUGUAUCACGAGGCUGUAAACACUCCAGCGAGUAUGAAAAGUACACUUCAGUCGGACGCUGAGCGGAAGCUUUAUGUGGCUCCACCUAUCCCUCAGGAUGAUGACGACACUCACUGGACUGGACGCCGCAUAGAUUACAUCCUGUACAGGGAUUCAGACUCCGUCCAUCCAGUGGCUGUGGAUAAGUUCCAGUUUAUCACACAAUUGGCCGGACUGUCGGAUCAUAUUCCCGUAUCACUGCACCUGUCCCUCUCACUGUCUGGAAAUACUUCUCUCUGACUGUAAAUGUAAUACUGACACGCAUAUACCUCAAUGUGACCUGAGAAAUUAAUGGACUAUAUAUGUUCUGUAUUUGCAGCUACCAAGCUUGGUAGAUAUUGCUUGUUUACCAAGUCAGAUGAGGAUCAUUCAUUAUAUUGUACAUUUAUGUGACCUAAAAGUAAAAUAAACAAAACUAUUGCACUUUA
Molecule: messenger RNA, 1680 nt
Organism: Pseudophryne corroboree (corroboree frog)
Lineage: Eukaryota; Metazoa; Chordata; Amphibia; Anura; Myobatrachidae
Product: sphingomyelin phosphodiesterase 5-like
Exons: 7
Coding region: 29-1492 (487 amino acids)
Biological process (GO): sphingomyelin metabolic process
Cellular component (GO): cytoplasm; extracellular region
Molecular function (GO): sphingomyelin phosphodiesterase activity
Source: RefSeq, a predicted model, not a curated record